Messenger RNA from Coccidioides immitis RS, 456 nucleotides. RefSeq lists its product as uncharacterized. The record is from RefSeq and is a predicted model, not a curated record. The transcript is spliced from 2 exons. Bases 1 to 456 code for a protein of 151 amino acids. Lineage: Eukaryota; Fungi; Ascomycota; Eurotiomycetes; Onygenales; Onygenaceae.
AUGAUUAAAGAUCAAGAAAUCAAGAAAUCAGAAUCAGAAUCAACUGUAGUUGAAGAUACUACAGAAUUGUACACAACUAUAUCACAAGAUGAGAACAGGAGAAUUAUGAUUUACUGUCAGAAUUAUCUUCAAGCAAUUACAAAGAAACUGUAUGAUUGGGAUAGCAACAUUCACACCUAUAUUCAAGAAUACACUACUAUCACCAGUACAGUACAAGCCAAUGAAAGACUUGAUGAAUUUACUAAGAUAUCUUGGUUCCUUCAGGAGCUGCCUGAGAAGCUCCAGAAUAAGAUUAUUAACAAGACAAAGCUCAAUCUUUCAGACAAUAUGUUAUCUAUUGAUUUUAGAAAGGUUGUUCAAGUGACCAUAGAUUUAAUUAAUCAGUAUGAAGAGAAUAAGAAGAUCUUUAAAGAAGAUAAAAUAAAGCAGAAAGAAAUGAAGAAGCUUGAUGAGUAA